Desarmillaria tabescens is the source of this 1146-nucleotide messenger RNA. RefSeq lists its product as uncharacterized. The transcript has 8 exons. Gene Ontology annotation, cellular component: nucleus. NCBI's taxonomy places the organism in Eukaryota, Fungi, Basidiomycota, Agaricomycetes, Agaricales, Physalacriaceae. Bases 1 to 1146 code for a protein of 381 amino acids. Gene Ontology annotation, molecular function: RNA binding. The record is from RefSeq and is a predicted model, not a curated record.
AUGUCCUCGAAACGAAAAUGGGAUCAGCCAGGACCGGCAGCAGCAGAAGGUGGCGGCGCUCCUGAAGAGACAAAGACUGCGCGGCAGCCUAUCGCUGCCAAAAUCGCCGCGCAGUUCGCAGAGGGUCUUGCCAAGGACGCUCAUGAAGCCGACUACUCGAAAGAUAUUGACAUUAACGAUGUCAGGAAUAGGUAUAUGUUGACAAAGGGAUCUACUCAGCAGGAGAUACACGAAGACACAGGCGCAUCUGUUAGCACAAAAGGCACCUGGUAUCCCGACAGGAGUAAAGCAACGGAAAAGGACCCUCCAUUAUAUCUUCAUGUCACGGCGCCUUCUCCAGAAGUACUACAAAAGGCUAUUGACCACAUCAAUCAGCUCAUCGCCAUUGAUCUUGGGUCGCUUGUCGAGGAUAAGAAGGAUCGUCUACGAGAGAAGCGAAAAUGGCCAGAAGAAAAACUACCUGUUGGUUUAGAGUCUAUUCGGAACUUUCAUAUUCGUGCAAAGGUUGUGGGUCCUCAGGGUCAAUUUGUCAAAUAUAUACAACAAGAAACGGGCACUCGUGUCCAGGUCAAGGGAAUUGGCUCUGCGUUCCUUGAACCGGAUACAGGCCGAGAGAGCGAUGAGCCCCUUUACAUUCAUAUAACCGGCCCUGAGGAAGGUCAGGUUGCAAGAGCAAAAGUGCUGACCGAAGACUUACUUCUAGUCGUCCGAGCCGAACACGCAAAGAUGGCGGCUAUAGUCCAACAACAACAAAUGGAACUACACCAAGCUCAAAUGCAAUAUGCUGCAUACAGCACUAUGGCGGGCUAUGGUCAACAACCUCCGCCUCCCCCCUCUGGCGCACCCCCGCCGCCUCCCGGUGAUCAACCACCUCCGCCCCCUGGUGGUGCAUCAGGCGACCCUCCGGCACCUGGUACGGAUGCCGCCAGUACUGAAGCAUAUGCGCAAUAUUGGGCUGCGUACGGUUACGAUGUCAACUCGUCGCAGUUUAAAGAAUGGGCGGCCUCUCAGCAACAGCAGUACGGUCAAUAUUAUGCGGGGGGCGAUGCUCAAGGUUACAACCCUGUUGACCCGUCUGCUGGUCCUGCUCCCACCGCCCCUGCUCCUCAAGAGCCUGCUCCGCCUCCGCCACCACCGCCUCAGUGA